AUGCGUGUUAUUCAUGUGCCCUCGCAAGUGCAGGGCUUAGUCAACUUUCUCCGUGUUGCCCCGCACUACGUGGUACCAUGCUACGACGAGGUGUCUUUGUACUGGGAGCGGGACAUCGAUGCAACCACCGAGGAGCUACAACAAGUGCGCCAGUUACUCCGUAUUCUCGCCAGCUUGCGCACCGUGCGGAAGCUUUCCCUUCAACUCCCGCACAAUACUUCUCCCGACGUGCUUUCCGGCUUUAUCUUCUCGGACCUCAAGCACGUUGUCUACUCCGGCCCAACAUCGGCAUUUCAGCCCUUCCUUCACGCGCACGGUUCCCUCGACAUUAUAUCCAUCAUCGGUCCCUCUUCCUACCCGCCUGCUAUCAUUGGCGCCUUCAGGCCUCUUCCCACUCCAUCACGCAUAGCCCCACUAGCUAGCGUCCACACUCUGGCAUGUCCUGUCGGGUGCCUCAAGGGCCUGCAAUUUCCUCUAUCCCGACUCCAGGCCUUGUUUUUGGAGCUCAAGUAUGGCGACAUCGAAGUCUCCGAAGUCUGCGUGUCGGACACGUUGCAGCAUCUUUCCCCGGCGGCUUUCCCUUGCUGCUACCUGACCGAGCCCCUCGCCCUCGAGGUCCAGUGCAACCUCGUCGCGCCAUACCUUCCUGUUAUCCGUGGAGCAACUGGCCCCAGUGGCAGGCAGCUCUGGGACAGUUAG
Epithele typhae is the source of this 699-nucleotide messenger RNA. RefSeq lists its product as uncharacterized. The transcript has 3 exons. NCBI's taxonomy places the organism in Eukaryota, Fungi, Basidiomycota, Agaricomycetes, Polyporales, Epitheliaceae. The record is from RefSeq and is a predicted model, not a curated record. Bases 1 to 699 code for a protein of 232 amino acids.